AUGGGCCUUCUCUCCAGAACCAACCACUUUGAUGUUGAUGGACGGACGGUGGUCAUCACGGGCGGCUCUCAAGGCAUGGGAAGAGGUUUGGCAAAAUUGUUGGCUCAGAAGGGCGCCAAUGUUGUGAUCGUUGCGCGAACCCAGAAGAAACUCGACGAUGCUUUGAAAUAUAUCUCGGCAGCCGCGAAGAACCCACAACACCAGCGAUUCCUUACAAUCAGCGCAGACGUGACCAAACCCGAGGAGAACACCCGGAUCAUCAACGAGGUCACUGUAUGGAACCAUGGCAAUCCUCCGGACGUUGUCUGGGCCAAUGCUGGGAUGAGUGAGCCCCGACUCUUCCUAGACACCCCCGUGGCAAUUCUCAGGUCGCAAAUGGAUGUCAACUACUUUGCAGCGGCGUAUCUGGCCCAAUCGACUCUGAAAGCCUGGAUCAAGCCCAAUACGACCAAAACUUCGAGCAGUACAAAGCCGCGCCAUUUCAUCGUAACAUCAAGCACAGUAUGCUUUGUUGGAGUGGCAGGCUACGCGCCUUAUGCACCUCCCAAAUCUGCGAUGCGCUCUCUUGCGGAUACUCUGCGCUCUGAAGUGAAUCUCUACAACGGAGCGAGAAGGAAAGACCCAGUAAAUGGCCCGCCAGCAGACAUCAAGAUUCACUGCGUUUGUCCUGGUACCWUCACAUCGCCUGGCCAUGAGAACGAGGAGAAAACCAAACACGAAGUCACCAAGAUCCUCGAAAAGGACGACCCUGCCCAGAAUGAGGACGAGGUGGCCAAAGCUGCUAUUAGUGGACUUGAAAGUGGUGGCUAUCUGAUAACCACCCAGCUGCUGGGACAUGCAAUGAGAGCAAGUGCACUCGGUGGUAGCCCCAGAAAUAACUGGUUCGUCGAUACCGUCUUCUCUUGGAUCACUGCUAUCGCAUGGCUCUUCAUCGGUCCGGACUUGGAGGGAAAAGUGUUCAGCUAUGGCAAGAAACAUGGUGCCCCGACUCCAACGUCUUGA
Messenger RNA from Ramularia collo-cygni, 1002 nucleotides. RefSeq names its product related to 3-ketosphinganine reductase. Gene Ontology annotation, cellular component: endoplasmic reticulum membrane. The transcript is spliced from 3 exons. The record is from RefSeq and is a predicted model, not a curated record. Bases 1 to 1002 code for a protein of 333 amino acids. Gene Ontology annotation, molecular function: 3-dehydrosphinganine reductase activity. NCBI's taxonomy places the organism in Eukaryota, Fungi, Ascomycota, Dothideomycetes, Mycosphaerellales, Mycosphaerellaceae. Gene Ontology annotation, biological process: sphingolipid biosynthetic process.